This is a messenger RNA of Atta colombica, 798 nucleotides long. RefSeq lists its product as uncharacterized. The record is from RefSeq and is a predicted model, not a curated record. Gene Ontology annotation, biological process: sensory perception of smell; detection of chemical stimulus involved in sensory perception of smell. Gene Ontology annotation, cellular component: plasma membrane. The transcript has 3 exons. The coding region runs from base 1 to 798 and encodes 265 amino acids. Gene Ontology annotation, molecular function: odorant binding; olfactory receptor activity. Lineage: Eukaryota; Metazoa; Arthropoda; Insecta; Hymenoptera; Formicidae.
AUGGAUAUUACAAAAUCAUCCGAAUACAGAGAUUUUAUGUGGGCAGUUAGUCUACAUCGUUUAGGUUUCAAAAUGGUGGGCUUGUGGCCUAAACUCAACACAAAUACUAAAAAAAGUUUGUGGCCAGAAAUUAAGAUUGGCAUCAUUUUCAUUUUAUUAAUAUUCGUUUCUAAUGUUCCGAUGAUAUGUGCAGUUAUUCAAGUUUGGGAUAAUAUGGUACUUGUAAUAAACAAUUUACAAAUAGCAUUACCCGAGAUAACAGUAUUAGUGAAAUACAUUAUCUUACUACGAAAACGAAAAGUUCUCUUGUCAAUCGUAAAUAUGAUGGCAGAAGAUUGGAUGGCAUUCAAGCUGAAUGGAGAAAGAGAUGUGAUGAUAAAACAAGCACAAACAGCAAGAUUAAUUAUGAUGAUUGGAUAUGUUUUCGCAAUAACAGGAUUUCUCACAGUCAUCAUUCUUCCUUUUUUUGACAUUCGAGUAACACAAGUAAUAUACGUAACGAAUUUCACUGAUCGGCGCAAACCACUACCGCUGGAAACAUAUCACUUCUAUGAUACAGAUAAGAGUCCACAAUUUGAGUUUACAUUUAUCAUUCAGGCCGUGACGACAUUGUUGGCAACUACCAUUUAUAUGUCUGUAGAUAUCUUUCUCAUUGUAAUAAUUCUUCAUAUUUAUGGUCAGUUAGAAAACUUUAGAUGUCGAUUAAUUAAUUUGAUCUCAUGCAAAAAUUUCAAUAAAGUUUUGAACGAUAUCAUAGGAAUCCAUUUACGUCUUAUCAGGUAUGAAUUUUUAUGGUAA